Ooceraea biroi (clonal raider ant) is the source of this 2249-nucleotide messenger RNA. RefSeq names its product Actin binding protein 1 (gene Abp1). Gene Ontology annotation, molecular function: actin filament binding. NCBI's taxonomy places the organism in Eukaryota, Metazoa, Arthropoda, Insecta, Hymenoptera, Formicidae. The record is from RefSeq and is a predicted model, not a curated record. Gene Ontology annotation, biological process: positive regulation of dendritic spine morphogenesis; postsynaptic actin cytoskeleton organization; neuron projection morphogenesis. Gene Ontology annotation, cellular component: dendrite; cortical actin cytoskeleton; lamellipodium.
GCGUUGACAUCAGUCGAAAGUGGUGAUCGGAGGCGAUGUGUUGAUGUGCGUGUGGUGUUCGCCGACUUCGCGGCCGCGCGGUGUGCCCGUUUACAAUAAGAUCGAACUGGUUGUGAACUGAUUGAUUGAGCGGGAGACAUGUCAAUUAAUCUGACGAAGAACAAAGAUGCCUUAGUGGCCGCCUGGCACAGCGUGGUCGACGAUAAAUCGUCUACUAACUGGGCUGUGUUUGGCUACGAGGGGCAAACAAACAAUUUAAAAGUAGUCGGCACGGGAAGCGGUGGUUUAGAAGAGAUGAUCGAUCGAUUGAGCAGCAGUCAUAUUAUGUACGCGUUCUGCAAAGUUAUCGAUACUAAAACAAGUCUACCAAAAUGCUUGCUCAUAAACUGGCAAGGGGAAGGUGCUCCGAUCGUUAGAAAAGGAACGUGCGCCAAUCAUAUCAGAGAUGUGGAGCGAUUGUUGAAAGGAGCGCACAUAACGAUUACCGCACGCUCCGAAGAUGACGUAGAGGUGGACGUGAUUAUGCAGAAGCUCGCCCGAGCAACAGCUUCCGCUUACAAGUUUGACGAACCUCGUGGUGAAAAUGAGGGACACACGGGCCCCAUUGGGACGACGUAUCGCAGAGUGAUCCCCGAGCAGGAGAUAAACGCUAUGGAAAGAGAUCUGUUCUGGGAAAAGGAAGAGAUGGAAGAGAUGAAAAGGCUGGAGCAAGAGCGACUCCGCUGUGAACAGGAGCGACAGAAACUGGAACAGGAAACUAGAACCCGGGAGGAAAAGGAGGCGCAACUGCGAGAGCAACAGGUCACCGCCAAGGAAAACUCCAUUGCGCGGCAGAAGCUGGCCGAACAGCGCGCCGAGGAUGCGAACAACGUGCGCAAUCAGCAAUUAGCUGCUCAAACCUAUAGCAGUGGCGACGCUGACGACGAUCAUAAAUCGCGUAGCGAGGAACUGCGGAGACAAAGGAGUAAAGAAACGCAACAGCUGAUCGCUCAACGGACGAUAAACGCUCGCGCGGUGUUCGAGCAGAACUCGGCGGCCGGUCAGAUGAAGACGAACUUGGGCCAUCAGCAGUUCCUACCCAAGAAAAAUCACGUGGAGUCCGUGAGGAAGGCAUUGGAGGAGGCUCAGAUAAAGGAACAACCCGAGGCGCAGUCGCACGAGGAAGCGCCGACCGAGACGAGAAGACCUGCGAGUGCGGAGACGGCCGUGACCUCCUCAUCUGCAGUGCCUCAGUCGCAAAACAGCACUCAGGAAUCGAAAAUUACCGCUGUCAGUCCACAGACGCAGCCGGAACAGACGACGGAGACGAAGGAGCACGUCGCUGAGAACGAAUUGUACAAUCAGCUGGAUGGCCCGUACCUAUAUUUCGAUCCGAAUAACGAAGGGAUGAAAGCCAGGGCUCUGUACGAUUAUCAGGCGGCCGACGAUACGGAAAUCACUUUCGAUCCUGGGGACGUAAUCACGCACAUAGACGCCAUCGACGAGGGCUGGUGGCAGGGACUCGGACCCGACGGCACUUACGGGCUUUUCCCAGCUAAUUACGUUGAAGUUAUCGAGUAUAAUACGACAUGAUAAGAAAGUUACUUCCCCCCCGAAAUCAUCUGUUGAGCUCAUUAUUCUCUAUCUUUCAUAAUUGUCUCCGUGAAACCGCUUGUAUGAGAGAAUUGAUAUCGGUGUGAUCCCUGAAUGUUAUUACAUUUUUAGGUAUAUAACGUUUUUAGGUAUAUAUAACGUUGAUGAUGAUAAUUUUGAAUGAUAAUUUUAAACGAUGUUUUCGCGUAAGAAAAAAAAUGUGUUUAGCAUGUUCGUUCAAUCGAAAAGCACGUUUCCGUAACACGUUUUACCGCCUUCCAGGUCACUGCUUAAUCUUGAUGCAUUUAUCCAAGAAGGGAGAAUCAGUAUGCGCAAUUAAUAUUUCAAUUAGUAAGAGUCACCGAGACCAAUUGAGAUGUUAAAUCAUACCUGGCGAAGUGUACGUCUUCCCAGCACCACGUGUCGUAUAGAUUUUUGUCAGUAACCAAUAAGCAACUAGUAUUAUACAAAUAUAUCUUUUUAUAACGUCCUGCAUCCAGAGGAGUGCCGAUGUAACGAUAAACCUAAAACUGCAUCUUAUAACAUGAACGGAACUGUGUUACUAUGGGGAACUGUAAUAGCCACUUAUUUAAGUAUAUAUCGUUUUUUUAGAAUGACGAGUAUCUGUUACAGUUGACUAACGCAGGAAUUUUAGCAUUAAAGUACCCGCUUAUAUA